Molecule: messenger RNA, 732 nt
Organism: Leptopilina boulardi
Lineage: Eukaryota; Metazoa; Arthropoda; Insecta; Hymenoptera; Figitidae
Exons: 6
Coding region: 1-732 (243 amino acids)
Source: RefSeq, a predicted model, not a curated record
AUGGAGGACGAACAACCUACUGCUGCACAAUCAGUGAGCACUCCCAGCACAUCAGGAACGACUGUUAGAAGAGGUGGGCGGGUGAUAAAAGAUUAUAAAAAAUUUUCCCCGGAAUUAAUUGGGCCAAAAAAUAAGAAAAAAGAUGUGAUAAACAUUCAAAAGAAAAAUGCUGCACAAUUAGAUAAAAAGUCUGCAAUACAAAAGAAAAAUAACGAAGCAGCUGGUGAUAUGUUUUUUUUAAAAAAAUAUGAUGAAGCACAGGCCCUACAAACAAGUUCUGCCACGAAAGAAAUGCCAACGACGGCGAAUUCAAUGGAAUUUUCUCAGUUUCGUGAAGAAAUGACCGAGAAACUUAAUGAAUUGUCGGAAAGACAAAAUACAAAUUCUGAAAUGUCUCAUAAGGAAAAUGAUAAUUUGAAACAAAAAAUUGAUGAAACCAAAAUAGAAAUAAUUGAUGAGCUGAAAGUGGCGAUCAGAGAAAAUGCUGUCCUUCGACAGACUCACGAAAUUGUUGAAGGAAUUGCAAUACGCAAGUAUGAGUACAUGCGCGCAGAACAUUCAACAACAGUUUAUUCGCGGGUAAAAUGGUUAGCCUACGGUUAUUGGGACUACAAAAUUCACGAAACUCUAUACAUGGAGAAAAAGGAUGGACAGUCAGUUGAGGGAAUAAAUUUCAUUAGUCAUGAUGACUGUAACAAUAUUUGGAAGACUCAUGAAUAUUCCCCAUUUUAG